AUGAGAGAGGAGCAUAUUUUUAUUUUUUCGACUUUAUUUCUCCUUGUUUCUUCUUCGAUAAUUCAUAAAGCUCAUUAUGAAAAUGGUACCAAAGAAUUCAUAAUUGUGAAAGAGAUCAAAAGGAAUCAAUGCACUUGCUCAUGUAGCUGUACACCUGUUGAUGAAGUUGAAACCACUGUGCCAAGCACAAUCAACGAUGGAUUCAUAACCACCAGAGAGAUAUUUCCAGAGAACGAGAAUCUCGGCACGACAUCAUUAGCUCAAGUUACUACGGGUACGACAGAUGAAAUUUUAAGCACAAUUUCAUCAAAAAUAACGACCCAUACAAUUUAUUCAUUCAAUGAAGAAUUUAAUCAUAGCAUAAGUGAUCAGCUGCCAUCGCAGUCUUCUAAAAUUAGUCCACUACCAGUUUCUGAUUCGCCAGAUAUUCCAUUAACUGAAGCUACGAAAUUAGGAAUUGAUAGGCAUGAAACUGUUCAGCCUACUGACAUUCCAAGUAGUCAACAAUAUGAUACAUUAGAAACGAAAAAUUUUGGUAGUCAAGAAUUCAGUAGUACAAAAGCUAUUUCAUUUAUAACUGAAACAGCUUCCUCCACUGCCAGACAGUCAAGGGAAUUCGCCGAAGACGACAAUUCAACCACUGAGUCUAACGACCGUGAAACAAACACCAGUCUUUUUGUUAAUGAAACUUAUACUACGAUAAAUGAAAACAAUACAAAUGAACCUAGUUCAUCCACUGAUUCAAUUAUAUCAAAAUCUUCACCAUCAGUGUCUAUUAAAUCACCUAAUAUAAAUGAUUUGGUCUUAUGGGGCCUCGAAGCCUUGAAAAUAACAGAGGAAAGUCAACAGGCAACGACAAUGGAUGCUAAUACUCGCUCAGACGAAAUUGCCUUUGGAGAUGACGAUGAACUGAAAUCUUCAACAUUUGCUGCGAUAGAUUCUAUUCCGACAACCGAAACACAGAUAGAUGAAGCGACAGCAGCUAAUGACAAGGAAACAGAUUUAAACAAAAAUCCAGCUUUAACGACAACGAAUUCAAUAUUUACAACCUCUCCACGGUUAAAAGAUGAAGGGAGUUUUAAAGUUGAAAUUGCACUUGAUGAAGAACAAACAAAAUUUCAAAAAUUUAAUGACAAAAUAAAACAUAUACACGAAGCUUGGUUAAAAGCAUUAGAAGAAUUGCGAAGACGAAUAGAAAUACAACACAACUUGGGAAAUCUAACAGUUUUUGCUGGGAAAUCGCAAAAAAUUGAGAACCGUUCAGAUGAAGAUGAAUCUCACGCAGAUUUAUUCGAAAAUUCAGAGAACUUUUCAACGAUGCCAAAUUCUUUAAGUUCCUCUCACAAAAUCUCAGAUUCGUUUAACGCAUAUUCACAAGAUUCUGUCGAUUCUCUUGAGAACAUUAAAACUACAACAACAUCUUCAACAGUUCCAUUUAUACAUACUGCAUUCUCCAGUGAAUCUCGUAAUUCAGAAACCAUAGUAUUUCCAUCAUCUACAGUUUCUACUCAUACACUAACAGUGGUCGAGCAAGCUUUUUCAACAAGUAAAACAAUGGCUGAUGAAACCCCGAAAUACGAGACUGCCGAUUCAUUCACAAUAUCUGAUAAUAACAUGGUAGCCACAUCUAGUACUAUUGAUAAUAUUGAUGUAUUUCCAUCUGCUGGUGAAACUGGUACAUUACAAAUAAAUAUGACAGUUAAGCCAGGUGUAAACUGGAAUACUCCAAAUGUUCAUAACACUAAAUUUAUAAAAAUUGGAUUGGAAGAAGUUACAAAUCUGACCGAUGGAAAUAUAGAUAAAAGCAACAUGCAUGAUGAAAGCACAGGGGUAACAGAUCCAAAAUCAAGUUCAAAUUCGCAUUUUCGAAAGCAAUACACGAAUUUGCCAGAAGCUGAAGAUGAUGCGAAAAAUGACACCUCUGGUAUAUCAAAAAUGCCUUCAAUAAAAAACUCGCAGGAUGAAGCAGAAAAGUCCAUUUCAUUACCUGAAAUAGAAUUCCUUGUUGACAAUCCAUUUGAAAGUUCGGAACCAACUUCACAAGAAAAACCACUUGAAUAUUUCCCCGCAUUGGCCGUGACACCAGAAAAUUCACCAUCGAUUGAUGAAUUGCUUCGAAAGAUACAAAUGGAAAGAAAUGUAGCUCGUUUGAAGGAGUUUGAAAUGCAACGAUUUCGUGAGGAAGAAGAACAACGGUUAAAAGAAUUGGCCAGGAAAGAAUUCAUUGCGGUAGAAAAAGAGCGAAGAGAGGAAACGACGGACCAAGUGUCUCAUUUAGGUAGCAUUAAUGAAGCACGAAAACGACUAGAAAAGGCCAGACAAUUGCGCGAACAACAGCGCAGAUUCGAUAGGGUACAAGAAUUAAAUCGGGAAGCGGCAAUGAAAUUAGAGAUCGAACGUCAGGAACAAAUCAACAAACAACUCGAAUAUUUAACUGAAAUAGAAAGAAAACAACGAGAACUAAUCGAGCGGCAAAAACUGCGAGAACGUACAAUUGAUAACAGUAGCACUACUACAUCGAGUGGGCUAAAAAGCUUGUCACCAAGGCAGUGUAAGGCAAUACGGGAAUUCGCUAAGAUCUUCAAAAUGUCAAACCCAUCUGAAUGGGUGCAACUGAACUGCCAGUUUGCAAAGCAAUACUUUCCUCACGCCAGUUGUUCACAUAUUGCGCAGCUAUUUGAUUCGUGCAUUAGAUAG
Messenger RNA from Dracunculus medinensis (Guinea worm), 2697 nucleotides. The record is from the annotation of a GenBank genome assembly. NCBI's taxonomy places the organism in Eukaryota, Metazoa, Nematoda, Chromadorea, Rhabditida, Dracunculidae.